Molecule: messenger RNA, 1386 nt
Organism: Neurospora hispaniola
Lineage: Eukaryota; Fungi; Ascomycota; Sordariomycetes; Sordariales; Sordariaceae
Product: concanavalin A-like lectin/glucanase domain-containing protein
Exons: 2
Coding region: 129-1256 (375 amino acids)
Biological process (GO): fungal-type cell wall organization; carbohydrate metabolic process
Cellular component (GO): fungal-type cell wall
Molecular function (GO): glycosyltransferase activity; hydrolase activity, hydrolyzing O-glycosyl compounds
Source: RefSeq, a predicted model, not a curated record
AAAAAAAAAAAAAAAAAAAAAAAAAAAAAAAACCCAAACAUUGGUUGCCUCUUCAACCCAAAACUCUGAAAUAAUUCUUUCUAGUUCCCCUGUGUCACCACAAGACCUGGGAUCGCGAAACAAUAACCAUGGUGUCCCUAAGUUGGCGAACAGCGGUGACAACAGCGGCAGCUGCUUUCGCAAGUGUAGCUUCCGCACAAACUUGGACAGCAUGUAACCCAACACAGCGAACCGAUUGUCCUCCAAACACCGCCCUCGGCAUGGCCAUCGAUGUCGACUUCACCCAAGGCGCUGUCAACUCCUUUAACCCCUACGGCGGCACCCCCUCCUACUCAAGAAACGACGGAGUCUCCUUCACCGUCGCCAAAUCCGGCGACUCCCCGCAGCUAACCUCCAUCUUUUACAUUAUGUUUGGGCGGGUCGAAAUAACCAUGAAGGCGGCCCCCGGCGCCGGCAUCGUCUCUUCCGUGGUCCUCCAAUCCGAUGACCUUGACGAGAUCGACUUUGAGUGGCUGGGCGACGACAACACAUACGUGCAAACCAACUUCUUUUUCCAAGGAAAAACCGCCACCUACGACCGGGGACAGUACAACCCGGCCCACAACAGCCAGGGUCAGUUCAUCAAGUACACAAUCGACUGGACUUCGGAAAAAAUCUCGUGGUACGUGGGCGGCACUCUUGUGCGGGUCCUGACCGUCAAUGAUGCGGGCGGCGAGUACCCGCAGAGUCCCAUGCAGGUGAAAUUCGGCGCCUGGUCCGGGGGCGAUAGCGCCAACUCACCGGGGACCAUCCAGUGGGCCCACGGCCCGACGGAUUAUAGCCAGGGGCCCUUCAGCAUGACGGUCAAGAGCGUCAUGGUUAGCGAUUACUCGACGGGCAAGUCGUACCGGUACGGCGACACGAGCGGCACGUGGCAGAGCAUCAUUGCCGAGGGCGGCAAGGUGAACGGGAACUUGGGCAAAGCCGGCACGGUUACGGUGACGGCUAGCGCGGUGGCGGCGACGAACACGGGGUCGGCGGGCGGCUCGGUGCCCGUGGGCGGCAUCGGGUCGGCCAGUGGGGACGCGUCAGGUUCUAAUGGCGGCAGCGGCAGCAGCACCCAUGGGUCGAUUCCUGAGGGCUGGGUUAUGAAACCAGAUGGGAAGAUAGUGCCUGUUGGCGCGGCGAGCGCAAUGGCGAGGCCGCCGCAGGGCUUGCUGGUUGCUACGUCGCUUGUGACGGUGGCUCUUGCUGCCUUUGUUGGGUGUUUGGCUUGAGAUUAAAUCUUGAGUGGCAUGACAACAUACAGUCUUUGCGUUGCUCGAUUAUCGUCUGGGUCUUCUUCUCCCUUGGAGGUCGGAGGCGUACGAGUCAGCAGCACGAUGCAUUUGCAGGCGUCAAGAUGAA